GGUUUUUGCGUAUGUAUCCUUGUAGUGUAACUGGCAGGUCCAGAGCAGCUUUUCUGAAGGUACCUCUCUGACGACAGAUUAUAACAAGGACAUCUACAUUACUCAAUUAGUAUAUCGACUGGAAAGUCUACACAUGUCUGCGAUAGUGAACACACAACAGCCAUCUUUAGCAGCCUGCAUUUCUAAUGCUCAUACAGCACAGGAACCAACCACCUGUUGCAGCCAAACAAAAUCAUCCGAAGUCUCGAAAAAACAUCAUAAAACCCCGUUGAGGAUGCUGUCACACAGAUGGCAGAGGCUCGGUCUUCAGCCCCCAGGCCUCUGGGAGACACAAGACGACAUUGCUGAACAUACAGAAAGCAGGCCAGCACUGGAAAUCCACCCAAUAAAGGUCAACAGCAUGGUUUCUCCAAACAGUGAAAGUCCAGAUGGGAGCAAGGCAAUCAUCGGUUCUGUUUGUAGCAGUAAUAAACAUCUUGAAGGAAAUGCAUCUGCACAGUCAGUAGAGUGUGAAAACAGUGACCUCUCUGACCAAGAGAAAGACAGUAUUCCUUUAAUAAAAUGGGAUACUCCUGUAGAAUUGUAUCUGAGGCCGGACUCAUUUGAUAGAGAUCUAGAACCAAUAGAGGCUGGAGUAAGAGAGCAAGUGUAUCCUGAAGUUCUCCCGUUUUCACUUAAAGAUCUUGAAUUAAGUCAGUUGAUAUCCGAGGCAGAGGAUUUAGAGAGCCAGCAAAGCCUGUGCUCAACAGACCCUUGUGUCGCAGCUUUGGCAGCCCGUAUGAUAAAGCUGGAGAAACUCCAGACUGUAACCAUACAGAAAGAACAAGGAAAAGCAGUUGGGUCUCGUCCAGCAACCUCUUCAGUGAAAAGUGGCAAUCGUGUGAAGCAGCUGCAAAACCCUGGUUCUCAGGCAGUUCUAGAGGAAAUAACAAAGCUCACGCUUUCUUCAAACUCACAUUUGAAGUCUAUGAACAGUAAUCAACUCUCGCCAAACUCUGGGAAGGUGUGGAUUGGAUUUCAGCAACCACUAGCAUUAGCUAAGAAGCCAAACUCUGGUGUGGUCAGAGUAAAGAAGACUGAAGCCAUUGUUCAAGAUGAUGUUGUUCAUGUAAACAAGUCACCAAAAUGCAAUAGUCCAGAAAAUUCCAAGGGAUACAAACCCACAAAGAAAGCCAUACCAAAGUCUCAGAAGACUUCCUCUGAAAGGAGUAGCGCUCCUGCUAAAGCUCCAUUCAGGAAAACCUAAUAUAAUUAUUUUUAAUGGUUUUAACCAGGAAGACUGACAGUGUGUUAUUAACCGUACAUGUUACUGUAUUUAAUUGAAUGAAGUUGAGCUCUUUCAACAACG
Molecule: messenger RNA, 1348 nt
Organism: Danio aesculapii
Lineage: Eukaryota; Metazoa; Chordata; Actinopteri; Cypriniformes; Danionidae
Exons: 5
Coding region: 134-1246 (370 amino acids)
Source: RefSeq, a predicted model, not a curated record